Zophobas morio is the source of this 892-nucleotide messenger RNA. RefSeq lists its product as uncharacterized. Bases 68 to 892 code for a protein of 274 amino acids. The record is from RefSeq and is a predicted model, not a curated record. NCBI's taxonomy places the organism in Eukaryota, Metazoa, Arthropoda, Insecta, Coleoptera, Tenebrionidae. The transcript is spliced from 3 exons.
UCAGCUUUUUCACCAUCUUAUUUAAACGUUGCAGUUUUAAUUAGAACGAAAGUAACAUCAGUGCGAUAUGUACACCAAAAACGUAUUUUUCUGGCUGUUAUUAUUAUUUUUCUUAGGCCAAAGUUUCCCCCACAUUGUAGAAAAAAAUGUCACCGAAUCCGACUGCGAAAAUAUUUGUAAAGCAUGGCAAACCCAAAAUGAAUUUAACGCAGACACGAAAACAUGUAAAUGCUUUUUACCUAAAUACUUAGACGCUGUAGACCUCACUCUUUUAACCAAAAACGCUAAACUCUUAGAACUGUCAGUAAAUAACGAAACAAAAAUGAUUAGAAAAAGGGACACUUCUGAAGUGACCACUCAAGCAGUGGAAACCCCUGAAGAACUUGGUACCACCGUAACUGUAGCCACCGACAUCAAUACAACACCACCCGUAAACCCCGAAGGAAUCGUCGGUCAAGCGGCCCCUCCUAGACGCGGCCUCCCACGCCCCUCACCAUCCAGACGCCCACGAGAACCCAGACCCAUCUCGCCGGAACAACAGCGCCUAAUCACCCAACAAAUCAACGACCAUUUGGACCGCCUCAACCUAAUUUCUGAUUCAAGAAUGCGAGAUAGAGAAAUAGAAGCCAUCAGACUCAAUCUGCGACAAAUAAUGCACACUACUUUAGCCCAAAUUCCAAGAUCGCGGAUGCGAACCGUCGUUGAAGAAACCAGAAGGCGCCAAAGUAGACCCAGAACGCUGCACUCUCGCGUCGUUGGGGCCCCUUUUCCCAACUUCAACGAAAACUCUAGCGAAAAAAACGAAGUAGAGAGCGCAAUGAAGGAAAUUUUCAGGGGGAAAAAGCACCGUUUUGACGUCGUCACGCAAGACCCUAGCUUAAUUGAUGAGUAA